Molecule: messenger RNA, 1500 nt
Organism: Symbiodinium natans
Lineage: Eukaryota; Dinophyceae; Suessiales; Symbiodiniaceae
Source: the annotation of a GenBank genome assembly
AUGCCGGCAAGGACGAAGGCGCAGCCACGCCGGUUCCAACUCUACCUUGUCAGGUUAGCAGGUUUUCUCACGUUGGUCCUGAUGGUCAUGGUCACCUGCAUUCACACUGUCAACAUGAUAGAUCAAGGCUCCUUUCAGCCGUCAUCCAGAGAAGGGGAGGCCACCGUGCACUCAGAGGCUUACGCCAAGAGUUGGGAAGACAGCAACCAUAGUCAACAUCGACUGGAGAAGUGGGCGGAAGAAGAGCUGAGUCCACCGACCUUUCAACCUUCAAGUACAGUAAAGGAGCCUGAGAUCUUUGAGACGACUUCUCCCCAGGUACCCAAGACGACAUCCCGAAAAGCGCCGCAUGUUGUUCCAGCAGCAUCGACAAAGGUGACGAAGGUUAAGAACAUGGGGUCCCCGGAUCGAGUCCACAUCUGCUUCUGCAGCGAUGACGCGGACUUGCGGCCCUUGGCAGUGGCGAUUAACUCGACGAUGCAAUAUGCAAGCAGAUCUGAGCAGCUGACUUUCCAUGUGGUUACAGCUGAAGAGAAGGUUGCAACAGUGGAGCGGGCACUGAUUGAAAUUUUGCCGCCGUUGCAAGCACAGCUAGUCAUGCACAGCAACGCAACGCUGCAAGCACACAUCAAGAGCUUGAUCAGCUAUCGCAAAAGCUCUGGGGCAAGGAAGGGCUUGGCAAGUCCGUUCAACUUCGCUCCGUUCUAUUUGGAGGAGUUCUUGGCUUCGUGGGCUGGAACUGCAGUUCCUAACAGGCUGGUGUACAUGGACUCGGACGUCGUUCUUCAAGCUGACGUCACCCUAUUGGCCAAGCUUGACAUGGGAGGAUAUCCAGUGGCAGCCGUAGAGGACUGCUCGCAGCAUUUCGAUUUGUACAUAGAUUUCGACGAGCUGUCUGAUCUUGGUCUCAAGCGCGCAGGUCUGGAACCUGCCGAAUGCGUAUUCAACCGUGGGGUGUUCGUCAUGGACGUUCAGAGGUGGAAGAAGCUGCAAAUCACCCAGGAGAUCGAACGCUGGAUGGCUCGAUAUCGUGAAGCAAAGAAGGACUUGUACAAGUUUGGGCUAUCACAACCUCCUUGGCUUCUUGCUCUACACGACAGAUACAGCCAUCUGAGUGAGAAGUGGAAUUGUCGCGGUCUUGGCCGCGAAACCUUGUCUCUGAAGGAACUCAAGGAGCUCAAGGCCGACCUGAAGAUGGAUUUCAAGGCUCUGCAGAAGGCAGGAUUGCGCCCUGCUGGCGAUCAGGUGCAGCCGUACCUCGCGUCAUGCUCAGCCGACGCCAAGCUGCUACAUUUCAAUGGAAAGCUAAAGCCGUGGCAGGCUGACAAAUGGGCUUCCAGGCAGCGUGCGCCAAUUUGCCUGGUGCAUGGCCAGACUCUUCCCCAACUACAACGGAAGGAGGUCUCUGGCAAGACAUUUGUUCGAUGCGCAGACUUGUGGUCAUACUUCUUGUCGCCAGAGGCCGAGAACCUCCUAGUCCGGGCUGCGGCCGCAAAAUAG